AUGUCUGAUGAAGAACUUUUACAAAAAGCUGUUGAAUGUGCAAGAAAUUUUCAAGAUUUUCCUCAAGUUCUCAUGGCAAUUAGUCUUCAUCCAGAAUGGUUAACUAUCAUCCCAGAGAAUCGAAAAUGGGCAAUUUUACAUCAAAUUAUUUUUUCCGGUGAUGUCAAUCAACUUGAACAAUUACUUGCUUUACAAAAAUUGAAUAAAAAAUUUCGUUUACAAACGAAUACACGUCAACAGGAGACAGUAUUAGAUAUUGCUGCUUUACGUAAAGACGUACCAGAUAUGUUGAAACGUAUUCAACAACUUAUUAAACUCGAUGAAAUGCUUACUUAUGCGAGAGAUUGUCAAUGGGAUAAAUGUUAUAAUAUUAUUAAAGAAAAUCCCAGUUUUGUUAAUGAAAAACCGCCCUAUCGUCGUUUUUAUUUAAUUCAUCACAUAGCUUACGCAAAUGCUAUUAAAGAAUAUGAAAAUAUGAAACAAAUAAAAGGCUGUAAAUUCGAUUUAAAUCUACGAGCUGAUCGAAAGAAAAUUAAUCUUAUUGCUAAAGAAGGACAACAGUUUGCAUUUGCAACAUAUAUUGAAAAAGAAUGUCCAAGUUUAUUAGAGCAAGAUGAUCCUGAUGAUGAUAGCAUUUAUCAGGCAACAGACCAUGCUAUAAAACAAACAGAAAUUAUAAAUACUAUGAUGGAACAAACGAAUAUAAUUCAAGAUUUAGAUCAAAAUCUUAUUGGUGGUCCAACUAAAAAAAGUCGAGAUGAAGUAAUGAAAUAUUUAAAUAAUUCAAAAACUGAUACUGAAAUACAAGAAGUAAAAACAAAAGUUGCAAGUUCGAAGGUUGAAGAAAGCAAACAUAAAGAGAUUCUUCUUGAUAAUCUAACGUGUCCACUUACACUUGCUGUUUUUACUGAUCCAGUGAUUGCUGCAGAUGGAUUUACCUAUGAACGUUCAGCAAUUACAAAAUGGUUAGAAAAAAAUGAUAGAUCACCGAUGACAAACCAAAAACUUUCUAAUAAAAAUCUCAAUCCAAAUCAUAUUGUUAAACAAAUUAUCAGUGCUUUUCAAACAGUACUUUAA
Messenger RNA from Adineta steineri, 1077 nucleotides. Lineage: Eukaryota; Metazoa; Rotifera; Eurotatoria; Adinetida; Adinetidae. The record is from the annotation of a GenBank genome assembly.